Molecule: messenger RNA, 862 nt
Organism: Scleropages formosus (Asian bonytongue)
Lineage: Eukaryota; Metazoa; Chordata; Actinopteri; Osteoglossiformes; Osteoglossidae
Product: visual system homeobox 2
Exons: 3
Coding region: 1-819 (272 amino acids)
Biological process (GO): regulation of DNA-templated transcription
Molecular function (GO): sequence-specific double-stranded DNA binding; DNA-binding transcription factor activity, RNA polymerase II-specific
Source: RefSeq, a predicted model, not a curated record
AUGUUCGGCCCGGGGCAGCUGGUGUCGGCCCUCGCCCCCGCGGUCUUUCACCCGGCCACGGCGCACUUCUACCCAGCCUUUCCCUCCAGGCUGGGCUCGACGCACAUCUCCGGUCUGCUGGUACCGAGUCCGUUGGUCAGCUACGACGUUCUGCAGAGUUACCUGCAACCCGAACCCUGCAAACAGGCAUUGAUCCUGGCCACGCAGGCAGCUGGCCUUGUGGGCAUCACUGACUACAAAGAUGAACUGCGUCCAGUGAAGCAGCGGCGCGCGCGGGCCAACUACAGCAGCUGGCAGCUGGAGGAGCUGGAGAAGGCCUUUGAGACAACCCACUACCCUGACAUCUUCAUGAGGGAGGCCCUGGCCCUCAGGCUGGACCUCAUUGAGGCCAGGGUGCAGGUUUGGUUCCAGAACCGUCGAGCCAAAAUGCGGCGCCAGAUGAAAGCGCAGGGACGAGAGGUGGACAAGCUGGAAGACAAGGACUGCGAGGAAGCGCCGAUCCAGUCCAACCACAACGCCCGGGACCCAGAAAGCUCUGACAACGAGCCCUGGGAGAACAGAAGGCAUGAGAAGAGGAGCCCCACUCGGGUCCAAGGUCAGGCCCCAACACCGCCAGUCCAUGCACAGAGGUCAGGGUCCAGAAAGCAGGAGGGGACGACCCAGGGGUCCAGCCCCGAAGAGCUUCGCUCCUGCAGCAUCGCCAAACUGCGCGCCAAGGCCAGGAAGCACGAGGCAGAGAUCCAUAGCACGGCCGCCAAGUCGGGACUGGAGUUACAGGUGUACACGGAGGCAACCCUUGCAGAUGUGGGGAGUGACUGACACUUUGCUCCGGUCACCACUGCUAACUGCUGCUCUUCCAAAG